AUUUUAUAAUUUGAUGGCGGAUAGAAGCUUGGCUGCCGGCGCGAAGCCUAUAUGGAUGAAACAAGCUGAAGAGGCCAAGCUGAAAAGUGAGGCAGAAAAAGAUGCGGCUGCCAAAGCGGCUUUUGAAGCCACAUUUAAAGAUGUUGAUAAGAGCUGUAACAAGGAUGUAUUGGCGGCUUCAUCGGAUAGUGAGUCCGAGGACGAUACCAGUGACUUGGUGGACAAGCCAAUUGGACCUGUGGAUCCUGCCAAGUGCAUGGCAGCAGGGCCAGGAAUAGCGGGCGGCACAGCCUGUGCAGCCUCCACGUUUAUGGUGUUGACGAAGGAUGCAGAUGGGAGGAAAGUACAGAGUGGGGGUGCGCAGAUUCAGGUGAAAGUUUCGCCGGGUGUUGGUGUUGGGGGAUCGGAUCAGGAGGGUAUUGUGAAGGAUAUGGGAGAUGGGACUUACACUGUGACUUAUGUGGUUCCCAAGAGAGGGAACUAUAUGGUGAACAUUGAAUGCAAUGGGAAACCGAUCAUGGGUAGCCCAUUCCCCGUGUUCUUCAGUACAGGUGCUUCUACUGGAGCUGUACUAGGGGUGGCUCCUGCAUCCACAUAUCCAAACCUUGUAAAUCAAACAAUGCCCAACAUGCCAAACUAUACGGGAUCUGUUUCUGGAGCUUUCCCUGGCUUGUUGGGAAUGAUCCCAGGCAUCGUAUCUGGUGCUUCAGGAGGUGCUAUUUUGCCAGGAAUGGGGGCAUCUCUUGGUGAAGUUUGUCGAGAAUACCUCAAUGGCCAUUAUGCCAAAACUGACUGCAAAUUGAACCAUCCUCCCCACAAUUUACUGAUGACUGCUUUGUCAGCAACAACCAGUAUGGGAACUCUCAGUCAGGUUCCUAUGGCACCUUCUGCAGCUGCAAUGGCUGCAGCGCAGGCUAUUGUUGCUGCUCAGGCCCUUCAAGCUCAUGCUGCGCAGGUGGCACAAACUCAGUCAACCAAAGGUUCAUCUUAUUCUCCUGACAAAGCUGCAAAGUGUGAUUCAUUGAAAAAAACCUUACAAGUUAGCAAUCUUAACCCACUUCUCACUGUGGAGCAGUUGAAGCAACUUUUUAGCUUCUGUGGUACAGUUGUUGAGUGUACAAUCACUGAUUCAAAGCAUUUUGCUUACAUAGAAUAUUCAAAACCCGAGGAAGCAACCGCUGCAUUGGCAUUGAACAAUAUGGAUAUUGGUGGUCGACCAUUAAAUGUGGAGAUGGCCAAAACUCUUCCUCCAAAACCAGCUAUUUCAUCAGUGACUUCUUCAUCUCUGCCUUUGAUGAUGCAGCAAGCUGUUGCCAUGCAACAGAUGCAAUUCCAACAGGCUUUGCUUAUGCAACAGACAUUGACUGCUCAGCAGGCAGCUAACCGGGCUGCAAGCAUGAAGUCUGCAACAGAGUUAGCUGCAGCAAGAGCUGCAGAAAUAAGUAAGAAGCUAAAAGCUGAUGGGCUUUUUACAGAAGAGAAGGAAACCAAGAGUAAAUCUAGGUCACCAUACACUUCCCGUGCAAGGUCAAGAUCCAAAUCAAAAUCACCCCUUAGUUACCGGAGAAGAUUAAGAUCCAAGUCAAGGUCACCAAUUAUUUAUAGAAGAAGGUCGAGGUCCAAGUCAAGAUCACCAAUCAGUUAUAGGCGAAGAAGGAGGUCUCGCUCUUAUUCACCUCUGCCUCGUUUCCGACGUGACCGUAGGUCCCGAUCACCUGUGCGGUCUCACCAUCGUUCAAGAUACGAAAGUGAACGACAUACUUAUAGAGAUAGGGAUGACAAUGGCAGGCGUAGCAGACGAGAUGCAGAGAGAUCACGUGAUAGCCAUUCAUCUAUUUCGAGGAGAAAUAGGAGUACUAGUCCUCCAAAUAGAAAAUCACCUCCUGUAGAUUCAGACUCCCCAAAACAGAGCAGAGAAAGUUCACCUAGGCUUAGGAAAUCAGCCCGUCCUGGUUCAACAUCACCAGGGCGGCAGAGAAGAAAUAGGUCAUCCCCAAAGCAUGAUGAUGAAAGAAGAUUGAAAUAUAGAAAGCGCUCUAGAUCAAACUCUGCUGAUUCUGACAACAAAAAGAAUGAAAUCCUAGAUGAAAAAACAAAACACAGCAGUAGAAGGCUAUCCAGGUCAUUAUCUUCAGAAGGUAGACAUCACAAAAGGAGGUCUUCUGCUGAUGAAAACAAUUCAAAACACAGAAGGCGGUCCAGAUCAGUUUCUGUAGAAGACAAGGUUCACUCGAACAGUAAAAUUGAUGAAGUGAAAAAAGAUGAAUUGAAACAUAGUGAAAGAAGGCGGUCCCGAUCAGGAUCUGCUGAAGGUAGGCAUUAUGCCAAAGAGAGGAGUGAAAGAAGUAGAGAUAGGAAAUCUAAGCAUCAGGAUAGAAGGUGGUCGAGGUCGAGAUCUGCUGAUGGCAAGCAUCGGGAUAGAGAGCGAUCAAGGUCGAGAUCUGCUGAUGGCAAGCAUCGUGAUAGAAAGCGGUCAAGGUCAAGAUCUGCUGAUGGCAAGCAUCGUGAUAGAAAGCGAUCAAGGUCAAGAACUGCUUAUGGCAAGCAUCACAGAGGAAGCAGGCGGUCCUCCCAAAAUUCUGAUGAAAAUAGAUCAAAACACCGAAGGCGUUCCAGGUCAAGGUCUACCGAGGGCAAACAUUGUUCUGCUGAUAAAAUAGAUGAAAAAUCAAAACGUCAUGAAAAAAAACAUUUAUUAUCUCCUGAAGCUAUGCCUGCUAGAGGAAGCAGAUCUUCUCCAAGAAGUUCUGAAGACAAUGAUUCAAGGCACAGAAGGCGAUCAAGGUCAAAGUCAGUUGAAGGGGAUGACAAGAUUUUGGUUUCAAAAUAUGAGACUUAUGACUCAAAAGUUUCAGUACAUGAUGAUCAGGAACUGAAAAGCAAAUAUUUUCCGAAGUUUGGCAGGGAUAAAGAAAUCUCUCCAUAUAGCAGAUUGAAUGCAGAUGAGCAAAACGAACUUGGAAGAUCAGGUAGUAAGCAGUGGCUUGAUAGUAAUGGAUCAGAAGAUUAUUCAAUUUCACCUCAGCAGAAAUGAUCUGUGGGCUUUGCAUGCUACUGAACCUUAGCUGUUCCAAGUUGUCUGAGUGCUCAGUCUCCACUUUGGCCUUUGUUCAAUCCAAACUUGUUCAGAUAUGAACAAGUUAUCUAAGUUUAAUGAGAGCUUUUGGCUCCCAUAUGAACAACAGUUCACUUAAGACAUUGCUCAGUGUUUCAUUUCGUGCUUGGAUUUUUCAGACAUUUGUUGUUUCUUCAUAAAUGUAUGCCAUUGUGCUCCUUUAUCC
Messenger RNA from Hibiscus syriacus, 3281 nucleotides. Its product is annotated as serine/arginine repetitive matrix protein 2-like. Gene Ontology annotation, molecular function: protein binding; RNA binding. The record is from RefSeq and is a predicted model, not a curated record. The transcript has 6 exons. Bases 14 to 3034 code for a protein of 1006 amino acids. Lineage: Eukaryota; Viridiplantae; Streptophyta; Magnoliopsida; Malvales; Malvaceae.